Messenger RNA from Cylindrotheca closterium, 1341 nucleotides. The record is from the annotation of a GenBank genome assembly. Lineage: Eukaryota; Bacillariophyta; Bacillariophyceae; Bacillariales; Bacillariaceae.
AUGAAAGAAAUUGGAACAUUCAACGACGAAAAAGUACCAUCACACAAGCGCAAGCUUUUUAAUCAGAAAGGUUGUGAUGAAAAAGAGUACCCAAACGUUCGUGACAAGACCGGUGACGAUGAGCAAACGCAAGGGAAGCGCUUGAAAGCUGAAUCCAAACCAGAUGACACUGUCAAGACUUCGAAACGACAAAGCUACUUGUCUUGGGACGAAUAUUUCCUCUCUAUCGCACUGCUGAGUUCAAAACGAUCAAAGGAUCCAGAUUCGCCGUCUGGUGCUUGCAUUGUUGAUAAGUAUAACCGAGUUGUUGCUGUCGGGUACAAUGGGUUCCCGAAAGGCUGCUCAGACACCAUAUUUCCAUGGCAGACUGGAAAAUCGAAGACAGACCUUCACAGUAAAGAGCCCUAUGUCUGUAACUCGAUCACAAACGCAAUCUGUAACAAAUGCAGCGAUGAUGUAGCCGGAUGCCGACUUUACGUGAUGUCUUUUCCUGGUAGUGAUGACGCAAAAGUUAUCAUCCAAUCUCGGAUAAAGGAGGUUGUUAUACUUCAAACCAGAGAGACUCUCGACUUUGAAUCACCGAGUUGUGAUGAACAAGCCAGUCGUAUUCUUUUGGAUAUGGCAAAUGUUCGAGUAAGAUAUUACAAACCUUCCAUACCUUCAAUUACGCUCAAUUUCUUGGCCGAGUCCUCGUCGAAUCUGAUUGAUAAGCCAUCUCAAGAACCAUCGCACAAUGAUUUGCUUGCCAUCUCGACAUCACAAAAAGAAAGUAGAGCUAGUCAGUUGUUGUUGGAGGAAGCCAAGUACGACGUAUCCAAUAUUCCUGACAAUGGUAGAAGAAAAGAUUAUAUCUCUUGGCAAGAUUAUUUUAUGGCUAUGGCAUUUUUGACAGCUGAGCGCUCGAAAGAUCCCAAUACCCAAGUUGGUGCCUGCAUCGUUGACUCAGAGAAACGGAUCAUAGGGUUGGGCUAUAAUGGCUUCCCACAAGGGUGUUCUGACCUCCAGCUGCCGUGGGCGAGGGGCAACAAGAAUCCUCUAGACAACAAAUACCUUUAUGUUUGCCACGCCGAAGUUAAUGCUAUUAUGAACAAAGGGAGCGCCAAUGUGAAGGGCUCUACAAUAUUUGUUGCCCUGUUUCCAUGCGAGAACUGUGCGAAGAUGAUAAUCCAAUCAGGGAUCAAAGAAGUUGUGUACAUGAGCGAUUGCUACCACGAUACGGAUGGAGCCAGAGCUAGUAGAAUUAUGUUUCAGUGUGCAAAUGUGACCCUUAGGCAAUACGUUCCGACAAUGCAAGAGCUUAUUCUGGAUUUGACCAUGGGGAAUCAAUACGGAGCGAAGUAG